Messenger RNA from Hydatigera taeniaeformis, 3075 nucleotides. Lineage: Eukaryota; Metazoa; Platyhelminthes; Cestoda; Cyclophyllidea; Taeniidae. The record is from the annotation of a GenBank genome assembly.
AUGUGGCUCUUGGAUGACUGUAGUGAAGCGAAGCACGCGAUUCCACCAUUCCUGAUGCAGUGUCUGGCAAAGGACGUAACCACGUCCACAGCUUUAGCUAGUCGACGCGUUGCCGACUUUCCUUCUCUGCACGAGGAUCUGACGAUCAUAGAUUUUGGCGAGAUAUUCACUGGAUGUAAUUCUACACGAAUCGUGAAGUUGAUUAACGAUGGAGACUACGAAGUGGAAUUUGGUACUACAGUUACCUCGACAUUAAAGAAUGACGUCCAUCCUUUUAGUCUGAUCCCGAGUUUCGGGAAGGUGGAAUCGUUAAAAGAAGCCCUCAUUCACAUAGUCUUCAAAUCUGACUCGGUUUUUUGGUUUUCGCCUCAAACAACCAAAUUUCUCGGUGUUAUUACCAUCAUGAAUGGACCAGCAUUCGCACUUGACUUGCGGGGACGAGUCACUGCAAAUCCAGUUGACAUUUCACCCAAUCGACUGAAUUUUGGACCUCAAUUUGUACAAGAAGUGGGACUGGGUGUAAUCACAAAAUGUUUGCAAAUUUCAAAUAAGAGCUUGGACAAAGCGGUUUACGUUGCUUUUGUUUCCUCCACCUUGCCCGAAUUCGCUUGUGACUUCACUCCUCAAAUUCUUCAACCCACCUCCGUAACAUACGCUCGAGUCACUUUUCAUCCCUCCGCAUGCAAGAGCUAUGAGGGUAAACUAUGCUUUCUGGUAAAUGAAAAGGCGAAAAUUAAGACACCCGUCAAAGGAAGUGGUGUUAAACUUGACUUGAAAAUAAUAUGUGGUUGUUUAAUGAUAAAUCAGACGAGAGAAGGAACCAAUAAGACACUUGUCAAAGUGAAAGAUACUAAACAGGCGGAGACAUCGGUGGUGCAUCUUGGAAACCUCACUUUCAUGCAGUGUAGUCACCGUACUGUUGGGAUAGUUAACAAAAGUCUGGUUCCUAUAACAAUAACUGGUGCUUCAGUACUGCCGAAGUCAAAGGCACUUAAUGAAGUCCUUGUAAACUCACUCACCUCAAAGCCAAAGAGUGCAGAGAUAAUUUCCUUGAGGUUCCUCCCUCCAACUCCAUUUACAAGCACUAAUAGAAGGUCUGAAAGGAUGAUGCAAGACAGCUGCGAGGUCAAUCGCCUAUUAUUGCCAUCCAAAGAGUCAACGGCUCAAAUUGAAAUUACUUUCUCGCCACAGGAUCUUCCUAUUAUGCCAUUUUCUGAGGAGGUUAAAUUACGAAUUUCCACUCCUAGUAAUCCGAGUAGGAGUAUCUGGAUUCCUGGUUUUAUAAUUUGUGGAAAGUGUACCGGCGCAAAGGUAGUUAUGGGGACGUCAGUGGUAAAUUUUGGCAGUGUGGUGGUUGGAAGUAGCUCCUCUAAAACUGUUGCCGUCUCGAAUUGUGGAAACGAAGAUGCAAGAUUUAAGUGGGUUGAGAAGACGCUGCCCAGACACAUUGUGUCAGUCGAACCCAAACGAGGAAGCAUCCAUCCAAACACAUCAGUGAACUUCAAAUUCACUUUCAGACCCCGUCAAGAGAAUCAGGAACUUCAUAUUCAGAAUGUUGCUUGCAACGUGGAGGGGUCGAAGCCUCUACUAGUGACCCUAAUUGGAGUCUGCUCAGCGUCUCCCGAGGUGCCGGAAGUCGUGCAAUUCGCCUGUGCGGUGCGUGAAAAGAACACACAGAGUGUGAGCCUUUCGAAUCCCACAAGCAGUGUGUGGACAGUCAAGCCUGUGUUCACUGGUACUGAAUGGAGUGGUAAGGAAAUCCUUCAUAUUCAGCCAAAGGAAAGCAUCGAAUAUGCCAUCACAUAUCAUCCUCUGAAAAUGACCUCAAACGAUGAAUUCCACAAGGGGGCGGUAUUUUUUCCAUUGCCAAAUGGCUCGGGAUUGAAGUACUACCUUGAAGGCAUAUCCAACCCUCCGAAUGCUCUGAAACCCAAAACAACGGUCGAAAUUCCCUGUAGACGAACAUAUAACCUCUACAUUGAUGUUCCCAAUUGGUUGUUAAAGGUCCAAAGGUUUUGUGUCACUUGGAAAACAUCAAAUGAGUCGGAUUUUAUCUUCACCGGACCUCAAUUCAUCGAUGUGCCAGGAGGGAGCUCUAAGAAAUACUUACUUUCGUGUCAGGGUCUGAGUGAAGCAUUUACCACUUUGAAAAUAACCUUUUCAAGUACCGAAACUGACGAGUACCAAUUCGUAGAGUACCAGAUUCGAACGGUUAGACCUAAACCAGAGGGUCUAAUUGAAUUGAAAACCCCGCUAAGGAAGGCUGUUACCUACCCCUUGAGACUGGAGAAUCCUCUACCGAGCGAUACUGUUGUGACGCUCCACUCUACACUACCUGAACUGCUAUGUCCACCGGAAUACAAGCUGACCUCCCAUUCGAAGAGUAUACUUAACCUUGACUUCAAACCCUGGCGCGUUGGAAAAUUCAGUGGCAGCCUUGAAAUAAAUAGUCCGGAUCUGGGUCUUAGUGUCUAUGACCUAAACUUGGAAGCGCUAGAGCCCUUGCCUGAAAAAACAGUUCAAUUUCAAGCAAGUCUCGGCCAUUCUGACACAGCUACUGUGAACAUCUCCAACCUCAGUCGAAGUAGAGCCGAAUUCACUUGCAAGAUUAACAAUACCGCCUUCCGAUGCAAGAGGUCAGUGCUUGUAGCCACCAAUUCGUCAGCCGAACUGGAGGUUACAUUUGAACCAAACAGCUUAGGCGUGUUGGAGAGCACUUUAAAAGUGACCAGCAGUCAAGCAGGGUCAUUCAUUUUUCCGCUUUACGGAUUCGCUAAGCUGCCAACACCCCAGGGUCCCAUCCUUGUUUCUACUACCGUACCGACCUCGGUGGCAGUGAAGAAUGUCUUUUUGGAGCCAACAGAAUUCUCUUUAGAGGUUGACAACACUGCAUUCCAAGUUGAUUGUUCCGCUAGAUUGGUGAAUCCGCAAAAAGAAUUAAGUAUUUCUGUUACUUUCGACCCCAAAGACCACUCUUCUAACGUCCAUGGAAAACUUGUUGUCUCGUGCAAGCCUUCAUCACAGGACACCCACAUCCAAUGGGUUUUUUAUCUCGAAGGAGCCACCGUGGCAUGA